This is a messenger RNA of Gossypium arboreum, 2146 nucleotides long. Its product is annotated as transcription factor TCP15-like. The transcript has a single exon. Gene Ontology annotation, cellular component: nucleus. NCBI's taxonomy places the organism in Eukaryota, Viridiplantae, Streptophyta, Magnoliopsida, Malvales, Malvaceae. The record is from RefSeq and is a predicted model, not a curated record. Gene Ontology annotation, molecular function: sequence-specific DNA binding; DNA-binding transcription factor activity. The coding region runs from base 344 to 1447 and encodes 367 amino acids.
AAAGAGGUCCUCAAUGCAACGAAUUAUUUCCCAUCCGAAAAAAGUCAUUGCUUUACUUUCAUAGCCCACCCUCAUAAUUCUCACUCAUUGUAUUUGUUGCUUAAAGCUUGCCCCCUUCCCCUUAUCCCCUCUCUCUCUUUGGUCUGUGAAGAGAUAAGAAAACCAACUCAGCAGCUUCAACCUUCCCCAUCUAAAGGGAAUUCCAAGCUACACAACACAACAUCAUAUAGCAAAAAAGAAAGAGACCCACUAGGCCAUCAAAGUCACCGAAUUGAGGGUCACCUUCAGAUCAUGUGCUAGGAGAGCCAAACCACCAAAAAGAUAUAAUCCCACUCUCUCAUACAUGAUCAUGGAUGAAAAUGGGAUCCGCAGGCCGAACUUCCCUCUUCAGCUCCUAGAAAAGAAGGAACAACCUCGUUUCGACCCUGCCGACGUCGACACCAGCUCCAAACCAACCUUGGAAUCUCCCUCCAAGAAACCUCCACCUAAGAGGACUUCAACCAAGGACCGGCACACCAAAGUGGAAGGACGAGGCCGUCGCAUCCGCAUGCCGGCCACGUGUGCUGCUAGGGUUUUCCAGCUAACAAGGGAGCUUGGUCUCAAAUCAGAUGGUGAAACCAUUGAGUGGUUGCUCCAACAAGCUGAGCCUGCGGUUAUUGCUGCCACGGGGACAGGUACUAUCCCUGCAAAUUUCACGUCCCUUAAUAUUUCACUAAGAAGUUCAGGUUCUAGCAUGUCGGCUUCACACUUGAGGAACACUUAUUUCAAUCCAAAUUUUACCACACAACAAUUGAGGACGAGGAGUGAAUGGGAUCAAAGGAAUGUCCUUGACGAUUCAUCUCAACAACAACAACAACAACAACAACGAAGGGUUUUAUUUCCUGGUGUUGCUUUAGCAUCUGAAGAUUCAUUGACCUUUCCUGGUACUAGUAGCACUACUUUGAACGCUUUCUUGCAAGCUAAGCAAGAGAUUCGGGACGCCAAGGCCGCGGAUACUAGUAUAGGGAAGAGGAGGAGGCCUGAGCAGCAAGAAACGCCACAAAAUCAGGUGGGAAGUUACUUGAUACAAUCUAAUACGGGUUCGAUUCCGACGAGUCAUAAUCCGAUCCCGGCGACAUUUUGGAUAGGCAACCAAGUCAUCAGUGGGAGUGGCACUGGGGAUCCCAUGUGGACAUUGCCUUCAACUAAUAACACUAAUAUGUAUAGGGGUACUAUGUCUAGUGGGGUGCAUUUUAUGAAUUUAGCCGCUCCAAUGGCUCUCCUCCCUGCCCAACAAUUUGGUUUGGGAAUAGGUGCCGGCGGUGGCUCAGUUACCGACACUCAUUCAAGCAUGCCGGCGUCACUAAACGCUUAUAGACCAGUUCCGGGUAUUGUUGUUUCUGAGCCCCCGGGCGGAGGAUCACAUCAACACCACGGUGGAGAAAAUAGGCAUGAUUCAACUAGCUAGUGUUCAACAAGUGUAUGGCUUUCAUCAUGCUUUAUUCUUUUUAUUAGUUUUUGUUAAAAUAAAAAGAUUAAAAUAUUUUUAGAUAAUAUAAUUUAUUUUAAUUACAAAAAAAUAUUUUUAUAUUUAUCUUAAUUGAGUUGAUGCUCGAUUGACUCAUACAAAUUAAUUAUAAACUUAAAUAAUAGUAUAAAUUAAUAAUAUACAUAAAUUCAAUCCGACUCAAACAUGUCGAGUUGGCAUUUUAUUAGCCAACAGCAGCACCAAGUAGGUCUUAAAGUUGUUUUCUAAAUCAAAAUUUUUGUUGUACAAAAUAUUCUACUCAAUUUGGCCUAACAUUUAUUUGCAUUUGAAUUUUCUUCUCUAUAUAUUUGCUUGACUUGGCCAUUGCAUUUUUGGACACAAAAUUUUUAGAGUCAAUUUCGAAGGCUUUACAAAAGGUUUUUUUUUUUUAAAAAAAGAAAUUUAUAUUAACAAAAGAAAAAAGAGUAUAAGGUAGAGAAGUCAUAGGAAAAAGUCUUAAAAGAGAAAAUGACCCACUCUUCUUCUUUCAUUCGGCCAUGGAUAUAGAAAGUGAUGAUGGAAUUUUCUUUAUUGGCUUCAGCCAGCUUUUUUCUUCCCAAACAGUUAAUCUGUCAAUUUUUUAAAUCAAUUGUUUUAUUAAUUCAGAUAAAGUAACAUUUAGUUGUUGGAUUGGAAAUU